GUCCUGGGGCGCACUCGGGAAUCCCCCUCGUGUAAAUUUGGGCACAAACAGGUUGGGGGGGGCGGGACCCCCAAACCCCACCAAACUUCCCUCAAACCCUCCCUAAAACCCCCCUAAAGCUCCCCCUGUGCCCGUGGCGCGGUUUUCCAUCCCGUGUCCCCCCCACGCCCAGUUCCCCUGCCCAACUGGUUCCAGUCGGGGCCGCACCCGCCCCCCCGCGUCCCCCCCGCGCUGCCAAUGUGGCACUUUAACCCCUGCGGGGCCGCCCCAAAACCGCCCCGACCCCCCUUGGGGGUCGCGGAGAGGCCCCCCCUUCUCAGCAGGGCGGGAGGGGGCGUCACCCCCCGAUUUUUAGGGAGGAACCCCCCUGGCCCUCCAAAUUCCACCCCAGGAAGGGGGAACCUCCCCGUGCCCCCCCGUCCAAAUUUAAGCCCUCGCCUUGGCGUUGGAGGUCCCCCCAAAGUUGGGGGGAGAUAUAUGGGGGUCCCACAGCGUUGUGCCCCCCCCCCGCCCCGAGGGGUGUAGCCACUUUGGGGGGCUGUUUUGUGGGGUUGGGGGGUUAAAUUUUGGUUUUCCCCCCCUAAAUCCAGCGAGACACGGGAGUGUCCCCCAAAUAUGCCCCCCCAAACCCUCCGUGGGACCCUCUAGUAUUCGGAGGGGGCACAACCGGCCCCCCCUAAACGUGGGGGGUCCCCGUGGAGGGAGGAGUGCGGGGGCGGGAGGGUGUGGCCCCCAUUUCGGCCCCAUUUUUAGGGGAGGGGGGUCAAGGGGAGUUUAUUUUGGGGUGCCUGUGGCAUGUGCGUGCCCAAGGCGGGCCCCACCCCUCCCUCAGACCCCCCCCCCCCGGGGUUAAAAACGCGCCAGUCGGGGCCGGAAUUUCUUUAAUUUCAGCAAUUUUGGGUUUUCUGGAAAAAACCACACAAAACCCACCCAAAAAAUACCCGCCUGCCCCUCCCCCAGCACCGCCCGGCCGCGUGCGGGGGGGCUCUUCCCCUCCCCCGCCGUGUCACACCCCCCCCGGCACAGCGAGGGGGAGUUUGGGACACCUCCACCCCGAAUUUUGGGGUUGUGGGGAGUUGGGAACCUCCCCCGCCCUUAAUUUUGGCGUUUAUGUAGGCUCGGGACUCCCCGUCUCCAAAUUUUGGGGGGUGGAAGGGGCUGGGGACCCCUCACCCCCAGUUUUGGGGUUCCGGAGUGGGAUAGGGAGGGGGGUGACAUAGGUGGGCAUUGGGGGGUGACACUGAUGAUGCCCUCCCCUUCCCCCGUUGUGGCACCCCCAGGGACAUUGGGGGUCUCGGACACUCCCAUUACAAAUUUUGAGGGUUUGGGGGGCUCAGGACCCCCCUGCUAUGAAUUUGGGGUUUUGGGGGGCUGAGACCCCCCCAACCGAAUUUUGGCAUUUGGGGGGGCUUGGGACCUCCCAUCUCCGAAUUUGGGGGGGACUGGGACCCCUCUAACUAAAGAGUUUUGGGGUUUGGGGGCUGGGACUCCCCCACACCGAGUUUUGGGGUUUGAAUCUCAGAUUUUGGAGCUGGGGGGGCUGUAUGAAGGGUCCCCUUUUAUUGGGGGACUUUUUUUUUGAACCCUGUUUUUGGGGGGGGUCGCAGCGUCCUGGACAUGUUUGGGGGUGCAGAAAGAGGGACCUGGUUUUUUUGGAGGGAGGCACAGGGAUGUGGAGACCCCACUGAGGGACCAUUUGGGACCCCUUGGGGGGAGUUGGACCUGGUUUGGGGUGGUCGGGGGUCCUGGACCCUGUUUUUGGGGGGAGCCCGAGAUGAAGGGGGGGUUAACAUGGCGACCCCCCCAACGUAGGAGGAUCCUGCCCCCUCCCUUUUACCCCUCCUUUUUGGGAGCGGUUCAGAGGAUCUGCCUGACCCCCUCCCCUCCUCUUUUUGUGCCCCCCCCAGCCCUGGAGGCCCCCCCCGGGCGGGUUUUGGGGGACACGGGCCCCCCCUCACCGCCACCUCCCCCCCGCGUGUACAAACCCUGCUUCGUGUGCAGCGACAAGAGCUCGGGGUAUCACUACGGGGUCAGCUCGUGCGAGGGCUGCAAGGGGUUUUUCCGGCGCAGCAUCCAGAAGAACAUGGUGUACACGUGUCCCCGGGAGCGGAACUGCCCCAUCGACAAAGUGACACGGAACCGCUGCCAGUUCUGCCGCCUCCAGAAGUGCCUCCGGGUCGGGAUGUCCAAGGAAGCCGUGAGGCACGACCGGAACAAGCGGAGGAAGGAGGUGAAGGAGGAUUUUGGGGGAGACGAGCUGAGCCCUGAGUUGGCCGAGCUGGUGCAGAGGGUGAGCAGAGCCCACCAGGAGACCUUCCCCUCCCUGUGCCAGCUGGGCAAGUACACCACGAACUCGAGUGCAGACCACCGUGUGCAGCUGGACCUGGGGCUGUGGGACAAGUUCAGUGAACUGGCCACCAAGUGCAUCAUCAAGAUCGUGGAGUUCGCGAAGCGGCUCCCGGGGUUCACAGGGCUCAGCAUGGCCGACCAGAUCACCCUGCUCAAGGCUGCCUGCCUCGACAUCCUGAUGCUGCGGAUCUGUACCCGGUACACCCCCGAGCAGGACACGAUGACGUUCUCGGACGGGCUCACCCUGACCAGGACCCAGAUGCACAAUGCAGGGUUCGGGCCCCUCACUGACCUUGUGUUCGCCUUUGCGGGGCAGCUCCUGCCCCUGCAGCUCGACGACACUGAGACGGGGCUGCUUAGUGCCAUCUGCCUCAUCUGUGGAGACCGGAUGGAGCUGGAGCAGCCCCGGCGCGUGGAGCGGCUGCAGGAGCCGCUGCUUGAGGCUCUCCGGGUCUACGCACGGCGGCGGCGGCCUCGGCAACCGCAGCGAUUCCCCCGAAUGCUGCUCAAAAUCACCGACCUGCGUGGCAUCAGCACCAAGGGGGCAGAACGGGCUCUGACCCUGCGCACGGAGAUCCCGGGGCCGAUGCCCCCCCUGAUCCGGGAGAUGCUGGAGAACCCCGAGAUCUUCACUGAGGGGGAGGGCCAGGGGGAGCCCCCCCCACCCCCAGACCCUCCCACGGCCCAGGACAGCCCCCCCGGCCCCCCCAAAUCCCCGUAACCCCCCCAACUCCCCAGAGCCCCUAUGGUGGGGGCACUCAUAGCUGCCUUCCAGGGUCCCCCCCUUUUGCUCUGGGAGGCGGGAGACCCCCAAAGUGGGCCCCCCCCUGAGCUGGGGUGGGGGGUGUCAGAGACUGACAGAGCAAAGCUAUUGCCUUAAGCUGGGGGGGGGUCCAGGGACCCCUCCCCCCUUCCAAACUCAGCUUCAGCCAAAGCCCCCCCAGCCCCUGCUGCCCCUGCCUUGUAGUGAGAGGAAUUUUAAGAGGGGCAGCCCCCCCUCCCCCCAAAUUAACACUCGUGGGUUGCCCCCCCCUAAAUACCCCCCUGAGGGUUUAUUUAUUGGACACAGGGUGGAUUCUGGGAGGGGGGGGAACCCCCAUUAUCCCCCCCAGGACAUUCCCCCCCCCCCAGUUUGGGGGGGCCCCAUUUAUAUGUUGUUGGGGGUGGGGGGACCCCAAAAUUCCUCCCUCCAUCCUAUUCCCUAUACACUACAGAGACCAAAGAUGGGGGGGCCACAAGAUGACUCCCCCAACUUCCCCCCUAUUUUGGGGGGUUCUCAAGCCAUAGGGUGACCCCAGUACCCCCCCAGGGCAGCUUUGGGGGGGGACACACCCCCAAAUAUGUUACCCCCCCCAAGUCUGGCUGAGUGGGGGGGCCCGGGCUUGCUGCUGCCCCCCUAAAUUUGUCCCCCCCCCAACUUGGGUGGGGUCUGUUACACUACGGGGGGGUGGUGACCCUUCCCCCCAGGGCAGCACUUUCACCCCCCCCUUUAUUUAUUCCUCUGCGUUUACAUUGGGCCCCUGCCAUUUUCAGGGGGCCCCCCUGCCGCUGCCCCGCCCCCGCUAGCCAUCCCCCGCUUUUGGGGGGCCCCCCAGCCAUGUUUACAGCCCUCCCCCACUCCCUCUGUGCUGAGGGGAGGUCUCGGGACUUUUCUAUUUUUGCAAAUUAAAGUGACGGAAAUUUU
This is a messenger RNA of Pipra filicauda (Wire-tailed manakin), 4033 nucleotides long. It is a transcript of the gene RARG, whose product is annotated as retinoic acid receptor gamma. The transcript has 7 exons. Gene Ontology annotation, cellular component: nucleus; transcription regulator complex. The record is from RefSeq and is a predicted model, not a curated record. Gene Ontology annotation, biological process: cellular response to corticotropin-releasing hormone stimulus; retinoic acid receptor signaling pathway; regulation of transcription by RNA polymerase II. The coding region runs from base 1775 to 3070 and encodes 431 amino acids. Gene Ontology annotation, molecular function: zinc ion binding; nuclear glucocorticoid receptor binding; nuclear receptor activity. NCBI's taxonomy places the organism in Eukaryota, Metazoa, Chordata, Aves, Passeriformes, Pipridae.